Molecule: messenger RNA, 981 nt
Organism: Camelus dromedarius (Arabian camel)
Lineage: Eukaryota; Metazoa; Chordata; Mammalia; Artiodactyla; Camelidae
Product: olfactory receptor 5AL1-like
Biological process (GO): sensory perception of smell; G protein-coupled receptor signaling pathway
Cellular component (GO): membrane
Molecular function (GO): odorant binding; G protein-coupled receptor activity; olfactory receptor activity
Source: RefSeq, a predicted model, not a curated record
UUUAUUGUAAAAAUAUUUUAAAAUCUGUACCAUGGCAAAAGGCAAUUAUUCAGCAGUGUCUGACUUUAUCCUCUUGGGACUCACAGAUAAUCCAGAGCUUUAAGCAAUUUUCUUUGGUGUAUUCCUGGUAAUCUAUUUAGCUAGUGUCAUGGGUAAACUUGGUUUGUUUGUGCUAAUACAAGUCAGUCCUCAGCUUCACAUACCCAUGUAUUUUUUUCUCAGCCAUCUGGCUUUUGUUGAUGUUUCUUUUACAUCUCCUGUCACUCCCAUCACCUUGGUGAAUUUCCUAUGUGAUGUUAAAAGCAUAACAUUUUAUGCAUGCGCCCUUCAGGUGUGCUGUUUCAUCACAUUUGUAGUUUGUGAGCAGUAUUUGCUCUCAAUCAUGGCAUAUGAUAGGUAUGUGGCCAUCUGCAGCCCUUUACUCUACAUCAUUCUCAUGCCUAAAAAACUCUGUAACCGAAUCAUCACUAGCAUGUAUGUUUAUGGGUUCAGUGUGGGUCUCGUACAGACAGUGGCAACAUUCCAGUUGUCUUUUUGUGGCUCCAAUUUGGUCAACCACUUCUACUGUGAUGAUGUGCCCCUGGUUGCUCUGGCCUGUUCUGACACUCAGGUCAAAGAGCUGAUGUUGUUAGUCAUCGCUGGGUUCAAUACACUCUGCUCUCUACUGGUCGUGAUCAUCUCCUAUGUCUUCAUCCUCCUUGCCAUCCUGAGGAUCCAUUCUGCUGAAGGAAGACAGAAAGCCUUUUCCACCUGUGCUUCCCAUGUGACCUCCAUCACCAUAUUUUAUGGGACAAUAAUUUUUAUGUACCUACUGCCCAAGUCAAGCCAUUUUCUGAACACAGAUAAGUUUGCUUUGGUGUUUUAUGUGGUGGUGAUUCCCAUGUUGAACCCAUUGAUCUAUAGCUUGAGGAAUCAGGAAGUAAAAAGUACACUUAAAAGAAUUACAGAGAAGUUGUGUUUGGCUGUCAAGUAACUGAAAAA